AUGGAUUACUCCUACCUGAACUCCUAUGACUCCUGCAUGGCGGCCAUGGAAGCGUCGGCCUACGCGGACUUCAGCUCCUGCAGCCAGGCGAGCUCGUUUCAGUACAACCCGAUCCGGAGCGGACCCUUCUCCAACCCGGGCUGCACCCCCCUCAGCACGGCCAGCUGCACCCUGGGAGCCCUGCGGGAGCACCAGCCCACCCCCUACUCCUCAGUUCCGUACAAGUUCUUCUCGGACCCGUCUGGCCUGAACGAGAAGCGGAAGCAGCGGCGCAUCCGGACCACGUUCACCAGCUCCCAGCUGAAGGAGCUGGAGCGGGUCUUUGCGGAGACGCACUACCCGGACAUCUACACCCGAGAGGAGCUGGCCCUGAAGAUAGACCUGACCGAGGCCCGGGUACAGGUGAGACCAACAGACUGGACCAUUUGUCUCCAUGUUUGGUUCCAGAACAGGCGUGCCAAGUUUCGUAAACAGGAGCGUGCAGCCAACUCCAAAGCCAACAACUCCGGUGGCACCGCGGGCAGCACCGGCAGCAGCAGCUCCGGAGGGAAGAAGGGCGGAGAGACCAGAUCCUCUUCAGAUGAUGACGAGUCCAAAGAAUCCACCUGCAGCCCCACGCCCGACAGCACGGCCUCCCUGACGGGCUCGGCCAACGGGAACCUGGGCAGCCCGGCCAGCCUGAGUCCCAGCCCGGCUCCCAUCAACAACGGCUACGUCAUCGCCUCCAGCUCCCCGGUCCUCCAGGGCCUGAAGCCGCCCAGCUGGUCCAGCCUGGGCCCGUCCAACCCGGCCGUGGCCCAGCCGGCGGUCCAGACUCAGGAGGUUCUGAAGGCCUGGCAGCCGGCGGACAGUAUGACCGGGCCCUUUGCCGGAGUCCUGUCGUCCUUCCACAGAAAACCCAACCCCACCAUCAAGACGAACCUGUUCUGA
This is a messenger RNA of Limanda limanda (common dab), 930 nucleotides long. RefSeq names its product paired like homeobox 2A (gene phox2a). The record is from RefSeq and is a predicted model, not a curated record. Lineage: Eukaryota; Metazoa; Chordata; Actinopteri; Pleuronectiformes; Pleuronectidae. Gene Ontology annotation, biological process: regulation of transcription by RNA polymerase II. Gene Ontology annotation, molecular function: RNA polymerase II transcription regulatory region sequence-specific DNA binding; DNA-binding transcription factor activity, RNA polymerase II-specific. The transcript is spliced from 4 exons. Bases 1 to 930 code for a protein of 309 amino acids.